Ictalurus furcatus (blue catfish) is the source of this 2692-nucleotide messenger RNA. RefSeq lists its product as uncharacterized. The coding region runs from base 343 to 1272 and encodes 309 amino acids. The record is from RefSeq and is a predicted model, not a curated record. NCBI's taxonomy places the organism in Eukaryota, Metazoa, Chordata, Actinopteri, Siluriformes, Ictaluridae. The transcript is spliced from 7 exons.
UAAAUGAGAUAAUUGUAAGUCACUCUUUAUAAGGGUGUCUGCCAAAUGCUGCAAUGUAAUGUAACUGAAAAAACAACCAAAAAAAGGGCAACAAGUCAACAAAUACAUCAAUUGAACAAAGUAAACAGUAUGUCCGAAAGAACUCUGGGAGGUGCUCAUGCAGAUCUGCAUCACUGACGAAUACAGCACUGUGAGAAAAGAGGAAAUGACAGAAUUGAUAAAGCUGAAAGACAGCAGACUGCAAAUAGAGAAUCAGUAGAACUUUCCUUCUUGAGAUAGACAGAGCACAUUUCAAUAGAAGUAAAGGAGUAGAAGUGACGUGACGCUGAAUUUCAUUCCAGGAUGAAGAUCCUCCUCAUCUUCAUCCUCUACCUUAUCUCAGGUCCAGUAGACUGCUCUGAUGUGAUUGGUUACUCAGGAGGAAGUGUCACUAUGAUAUCUAAUAUCAACUGGUACACAAGCAAUAGUAAAUAUAUCUGUAAGGUGAAAGAAAACGACUGCAUCGAUAUAAUACGUGCUGAGACCAAACGCCACCAAACACAAGAAGGAAGAUUUUUUUUGUAUUCAAACACAAAUAACUUAUUCCUAGUACUGAUCAGAAAGCUGAAGCCACAGGAUGCUGGAACAUACAGAUUUGGAUUGGAGAAUCAGAGCAACGCCACUGUGAACCUAAAAGUUGUUAAUGAUUCUUAUUGUGCUGGGACAAAAUUAAAGACCGCUUAUGUUGGGCAGAAUAUCACCAUCACAUGUAACUAUCCAGGGGAGUAUGAAAGAAACAUCAAGUAUGUCACCAAACUGGAUGACGACAUGAAUAUUGCACGAGUUCUCGAUACUGAGACAAAAUUUCAGAACGGCAGAUUCUCCAUUUCUGAUGACAAAAGUGCUAAAGUUCUCAGAGUGAACCUCAGCGAUGUGAGAGAAGCUGAUGGAGUAUUUUAUUUAUUUGGAGUGUGGAACAAAGAUGGGUCAGUCGGAUAUUACUCCUACUGUACAGAGAUUCAGCUGCAUGUAACAGAUACAAUAGGAUUGAGCACAAGCAUUCAACCAACAACAACAACAGGCACCGACAUGACGACCUCAGCAGCACUGACAGAAACUCCAUUUGCAGUGUGUUUCAGUUCCUCUGCCAUCAUCAUCAGUGUGUGUGUCUGUGUGGCUCUGCUGCUGAUUGGAGGAUUUGCACUGAUGAUCUACAAACUGAGACACAAGAGAACACAAGAUUAUACACCUUCAUCCAAGUGUAAAGACAAUAAACCAGUGAGUUACUUCUGAUCAUAACACCGAUUCAGCUAAUUUGUACGAAAAUUUCAGAAUGAGCUCAAUAUGAAUCUGCACCAGGACACAAACCAAUCAGACUGUUGAGCUGUUAUUCUUAAUGUUCUGAGCUGCCUCGUAGUGCCUCAACUCCCAAUGCUGUAGUGUGUCUCUCUUCACCUCUUUAUAGGACUGUAACCUAAAAAAGAAUGCUGAUCAUAAAUCCAUGCCAGUUUGAUCAGGUGCAGUUUCUGGAGGACUGCUAGCCAGUUUCUCUCUCUCUCUCUCUCUCUCUCUCUCUCUCUCUCUCUCUGUCUUUCUCUCUCUCUCUCUCUCUCUCUGUCUCUCUGUCUUUCUCUCUCUCUCUCUGUCUCUCUGUCUCUCUCUCUCUCUAUCACUCUCUCUCUGUCUUUCUCUCUCUCUCUCUAUCGCUUUGUCUCUCUCUAUUUCUCUCUCUGUCUUUCUCUAUCACUCUCUGUCUCUCUCUCUCUAUUGCUGUCUGUCUCUCUGUCUCUCUCUUUCUCUGUGUCUCUCUCUCUUGCUCUCUUUCUCCCUCUCUCUCGUUCUCUGUCUUUCUUUCUCUCUCCCUUGCUCUCCUUCUCUCUCGCACGCGCUCUGUCUCUCUCUCUAUCACUCUCUUUGUUUCUUGUAGUUUUUACAUUUGUUUAGUUAAAUAUAAAGUGAUGAUUGUGAGCAAGGUGUUAUGAAACUUAUUAUCUAUAUAAAUGAAACAUUAUCGAUGUAUAAUGACUGAUACAUGAUAUUAUUAUUAUUAUUAUUAUUAUUAUUAUUAUUAUUAUUAUUGUUGUUGUUGUUGUUGUUGUUGUUGUAAUGAUUACUUAAUUAAUUGUUUCUUAGCUAGUUAUCCAUUUUAUAUCAUGACAUUACUGUGCUUUAUUCUGAUCUGUUAUAGGAGUUACUUUAUUACAGUUUAAAUAUGAACCUAUUUAGUGCUGUGAUCUCGUUCAACACAUGGUACAUUCUGUUUUAAUUACGCUGUUGAGGCUUAAGAAGGAGAGCUAUAUUCGAAAUAACUGUCUAUAUCUAAUUGUGUAUUUCUGUUAUAUGUCAGUGAAAUUCUCUAUAUCAAUAAAAACACACUUCCUGUCCUUUAAACACAGCAGUCAUUUUUCUCAGCACUGUAAGUGGAACCUGUCCCUUCUUAUUUGAUCUAAAUACCUUGUUUUAUCUAAUCUAAAAUGCAUCAAUCAUUCAAAGAGGCAUGGAAGAAGAAAGCAGAGAAAGAGAGAGAGGAAAGGAAGAAAAGGAGCUCCAAGAGAAAGUGACACAAUCAGAGAACCUGGCCCAAAGCAUCCAACCCCCUACUGGGAGUUCAGGAGGAGAGCUGCACGAACAUUCCUGAAGCCUGGUCUCCCCUCUCGGAGGCUCGCCCAGGGAUAUGGGCCUCGGCUCUCUGGAAUAUCUCCCCAACAAUUGG